AUGUGUGGAUUCCGAAUUCCGGUUCUAGUUGCAAUGGUAUUACUGUCUGCUGUUGUUGUAAAAACAGAAAAUACAGGUGGAGAAAUUGAAGAGAAAAGUAUAAAGAAGUCUUUGAAGACAAAAAAUGCUACUUCGUUGAUCGAUAAAGUAGAGGAAGGUAGGGUCGAAGGAACCGGUCCAACAAAGAUUCGAACAACGGAUAAAGAAGAGGUCGAUGCAGCGGAUGUGGCGGACACCGGGGAAAUGAAUGCGAGAAAGAUGCAAGAAACGGUUACAGGAGAGGUCAAAACAACGAACACGGGGGAGACUGGAGCAAUUGGAGAGCAAAAAGCAGGCACUCAAGAAGCUGUAUCAGGAGUUGCUGACGACGAUGAUUUGUUUACGCUGGAACAUCUCGGAUUGGAGAUUCCGGUGAAAUCGGCCGUUGAGACACUGAAUAUGGAUGUGUUGAAACAAAUGCUACUGAAGAAGUUGACCGCAAAAUUUGGAAAAUAUGCAAAGAGCAAGGGACGUAAGAAAAGAACAUCUUGA
Messenger RNA from Loa loa (African eye worm), 531 nucleotides. RefSeq lists its product as hypothetical. The record is from RefSeq and is a predicted model, not a curated record. The transcript has a single exon. Bases 1 to 531 code for a protein of 176 amino acids. Lineage: Eukaryota; Metazoa; Nematoda; Chromadorea; Rhabditida; Onchocercidae.